UCCGAAAUAGCUGGGGAGUGUUGUGGAAUGGAGUACUGGCCAAUCAGGGGAAGAUAUAUUAAUGGUCGACUUUAUAACAUUAUGCAAGUUGCAAUGUAGUGUUCAUUUACAGUUUUAAUGAGAGCUGAUGCUGAAAAAUGCAGAAUACUCUCUCUCUCUCUCUCUCUCUCUCUCUCUCUCUCUCUCUCUCUGGAAGUGAUGAGUGUUAAACACAGAGCAUUGUUCAGUCAGUCAGUCAUUACGGGGACAGUAUGGAGUUCAGGUCACUCUCUGUAAUACUCUUGCUGAUUGUCCUCAUCCACUGUAGACAAACCGAAGAGAGACCAAAAGCUGUGGUGUCCAUACAGCCUGAUGAACAUGUGUUUAUAGGAAAGACUGUCACUCUCAGAUGUGACAAACAGGGAGGAGGAGACACUGAGUGGAGCUACAGCUGGACAAGGAAUGAUCACACAUCAUACAUAUUCAGUGCAGCACAGGAAGUUACAUAUAGCCCUGUUACAGAGUCUCACAGUGGAAAAUACACCUGUAGAGGAGCAACACACUCACAGUCAUCAGAGAUCAGUGAUGCUGUUACACUGACUGUAUCAGAUCUACCCAAACCUACACUGACUGUAAAACCAGAGAGUCCUGUGUUCAGUGGAGAGUCAGUCACUCUGAAGUGUGAGAUUAUCACUCAUGAUGGAUGGACAUAUCAGUGGUAUAAACAGAAUAAACAGAGUAGAUGGACUGCAGUGUCUCAGUCUGUGUAUGACACUGUAAACAGAGACACUCUCACCAUCAGAGAAGAUGCUGUGAUUAAUGGAGAUCAGUAUCAGUGUAGAGGAGAGAGACUUUACAGACCAACAUCAUCACAGUACAGUAACUCUGUUACUCUCACUGUAAAGGCUUUACCCAGAUCUACACUGACUGCAGAGCCCAAAUGGAGUCCUGUGUUCACUGGAGAGUCAGUCACUCUGAAGUGUGAGAUAGAGUCUCACAGUAACUGGAGAUAUCAAUGGUAUAAAGGCAGCAGUAGAACUGCAGUCAGUCAGUCUCAGACAAACACCUUCACCAUCAGAUCAGCGGCAGAUCAGGAUCAGUACUGGUGUAGAGGAGAGAGAAAUAACAGACCCUCAUCAUCACAACCCAGCAAUCCUGUUACUCUUGCAGUGAAAGCAGAAAAACCUAAACCUGAACUCACAUCAAGCCAUUAAGGAGCUGCACUGAUAGGAAAUCCAGUGGUUCUGUACUAUAAUCUGGAUCAGUCUGCUGGAUGGAAGUUUUACUGGUCCAAACACACACAGAACCCUGAGAAUGAGACCAAGACUGAAACUCGCUCCUACACCAUCAGCUCAGUCAAUGUCUCUGAUGGAGGACAGCACUGGUGCAGAGCUGGGAGAGGAAACCCAGUCUACUACACUCACUACAGUGAUGCACACUUGAUUAACACUACUGGUGAGUGAUAGAGUUUACAAUCUAUAAAUACUGCAAAAUAUAAAGUCAAUAUAGAAAAUAUAAAGUUAUUAUUUGUGUUGAUGUCAGUGUCAUUUCUUUAGGUAGCACUACCAUGGUCACUGUAGUUAUAAUUCCAGAGUACUGUUGACUUCGCUCUCUCAUCUUCAGUCUAUGAGAGUCAUGUCAAUUCACAAUAACUGGCUUUUGGGGGCUUGAAUUUCAAUCAAGUGAUCCUCAUAUGCUGUUAUAACUGAUCAACCAUUCUGUUGUGAACAGGACACCACCAACAUCUAUACACAACCACUACUUUCUAACAGCCGUCCCUGCUCGAUGUCCAUUCUGGUCAGAUAGUUACAAUCAGCUUUAAUAUCAUCAAACCUUUUACCUGCCAUGUUCUCAUAUCCAACACUAGCACAGUCUUCGCAAUCUGGUGUUGACCAAAGGGACUUCCCUGUUGAGUCCGGAUUCCUCAUGAGGUUUCUUCUUUGCAACCCUAAUUUGCUAUGAAUUUAUUGUGGUGUAAUGUGUUUAGUGCUAUGUUAUACAUUAUUAUCUGGAGUAUUAGACUGGGUCUAAUAGUGGCAUCAGUCCAGCUAUAAAACUGUGUCAGUCCAUUGUUUCACAAGCUGGCUAGGUGUCUGGUACUUGCGCACAAGAAAUAAACUUAAUUUUUACAGACAUACGGCUAG
This is a messenger RNA of Colossoma macropomum (tambaqui), 2123 nucleotides long. RefSeq names its product leukocyte immunoglobulin-like receptor subfamily B member 2. Gene Ontology annotation, molecular function: transmembrane signaling receptor activity. The coding region runs from base 252 to 1193 and encodes 313 amino acids. The record is from RefSeq and is a predicted model, not a curated record. The transcript is spliced from 6 exons. Lineage: Eukaryota; Metazoa; Chordata; Actinopteri; Characiformes; Serrasalmidae. Gene Ontology annotation, biological process: cell surface receptor signaling pathway.